Molecule: messenger RNA, 3361 nt
Organism: Glycine soja
Lineage: Eukaryota; Viridiplantae; Streptophyta; Magnoliopsida; Fabales; Fabaceae
Product: receptor protein kinase TMK1-like
Exons: 2
Coding region: 261-3098 (945 amino acids)
Biological process (GO): protein phosphorylation
Molecular function (GO): ATP binding; protein binding; protein kinase activity
Source: RefSeq, a predicted model, not a curated record
GUUUUGUUCCGGAGAGGAGAGAAGAUAUAGUGCUGCUAGCUGUGUCUGUGUGGGGCCCGUCAAGCUAUGAAUGGGACGACCCCUACUGUGUGUGUAGGUGACACACACCGUAACGGGAAUUCCGAAAUUCUCAAAAGCCACACCAAAUCGAAAGUUCCCUUAAUUUCCGUCUCUCAUUCUCUUCUUUUCUGCUCAGAUUCAACAUGCGCCGCUUCAAAUCCCACUCUCUCUGAUGAACUUCACAUUCACGCGCCCUCCUCAUGCUGCACCCUUCCCUAACACUCCUCCUCCUCCUCCUCCUCUUUCACCCCAACGCCGGGGACCCUAACGACGCCAAAAUCCUCCGGCAAUUCCGCAACGGGCUGGACAACCCAGAGCAACUGCCAUGGCCGGACGAGGGCGACGACCCAUGUGGUUGGAAAUACAUUUUCUGCGACAGCAACAAACGCGUGAACCAGAUUCAACCCAAGGGCUUAAACCUCAGCGGUCCCUUGCCGCAGAACCUGAACCAGCUCACCAUGCUCUUCAACUUGGGCCUCCAGAACAACAGGCUCAACGGCCCAUUACCCUCCUUCCGCGGUCUGUCAAAGCUCAAAUACGCCUACCUCGACAACAACAACUUCGACUCCAUCCCUUCAGAUUUCUUCGACGGCCUCCAGAGUCUAGAAGUUUUGGCCUUGGACCAUAAUAACCUCAACGCCAGCACCGGCGGCUGGCAGUUACCCGAAACUCUCCAGGAGUCAACGCAGUUGACCAAUUUCUCUUGUAUGGGCUGCAACCUCACCGGCCCAAUACCUCAAUUUCUCGGCUCCAUGAACUCACUGUCGUUUUUGAAGCUCUCUAACAACUACUUAACGGGUGACAUUCCCCGGAGUUUAAACGACUCUGCGUUGCAGGUUCUGUGGCUGAACAACCAGCAGGGAGAGCGUCUCAGUGGGGGAAUUGAUGUUGUGGCUUCUAUGGUUUCUCUCACGAGUUUGUGGCUUCACGGAAACGCUUUCACUGGGACGAUCCCCGAGAACAUUGGGGCUUUGAGCUCUUUGAAGGAGCUCAACCUUAAUGGGAACAACCUCGUUGGGUUGGUUCCUCGAGGUUUGGGUGACAUGAAGCUGGGCAAGCUGGAUUUGAACAAUAACCAUUUUAUGGGUCCGAUUCCGGAUUUUAAAGCGGCUACUGUGUCGUAUGAUGUUAAUAAUUUUUGUGUGAGCAAACCGGGGGUUCCUUGCGCGUUUGAGGUGAUGGCGUUGUUAGGGUUUCUUGGUGGGUUGAAUUAUCCUCUGAAUUUGGUUGAUUCGUGGACUGGGAAUGAUCCUUGUGGGGGGAAUUGGUUGGGGAUAAAGUGUAAUGCUGAUGGAAAGGUGAUUAUGAUUAAUUUGCCUAAUUUGAAUCUUAGUGGGAGUUUAAGUCCUUCUGUUGCGAACUUGGGUUCUCUCGUUGAGAUUAGGUUGGGGGGGAAUGAUAUUAGUGGUGUGGUGCCUGGUAAUUGGACUAGUUUGGCAUCUUUGAAAUCGUUGGAUCUGAGUGGGAACAACAUUUAUCCUCCACUGCCUGACUUUAAGACUGGAUUGAAACCUGUUGUUGUGGGGAAUCCUCUGUUAAAUGGUGGAGCGAAAACUACUCCUUCGGGGAACAAUAACCCGUCAACUGGAUCUGGGAAUGUUGACCCUUCAGGGAACACUAACUCGAAUUCUAGUUCAAGUGAUUCUCAUGAAACUAAGAAAUCCAAAAGGAAACAGUUGGUUUCGAUUGUUGCUCCGAUUGCGGGUGUGGCAGCUGCGGCUUUUCUGCUCAUUCCGCUCUAUGCAUACUGUUUCAGGAGGAGGAACGGUGGCUUCCAGGCUCCAACUUCACUGGUAAUUCACCCUAGGGAUCCAUCGGAUUCGGACAGUGCUGUGAAGAUUGCUGUUGCUAAUAAUACCAAUGGAAGCAUUUCCACUUUGACAGGGAGUGGGUCUGGGAGUAGGAAUAGUAGUGGAAUUGGGGACUCUCACAUCAUUGAAGCUGGAAAUCUAAGGAUAUCAGUUCAGGUUCUGAGGAAAGUGACCGAGAACUUUGCGCCUGAGAAUGAGCUUGGCCGUGGUGGAUUUGGGGUUGUUUAUAAGGGGGAGUUGGAUGAUGGUACUAAAAUUGCAGUGAAACGAAUGGAAGCAGGUGUGAUUAGUAGUAAGGCCUUGGAUGAAUUCCAGUCUGAGAUUGCAGUUCUAUCGAAAGUCCGACACCGGCAUCUGGUGUCUCUUUUGGGUUAUUCUACAGAGGGUAAUGAAAGAAUUCUAGUGUACGAGUAUAUGCCACAAGGGGCUCUCAGUAAGCAUCUUUUCCAUUGGAAGAGCCAUGAUCUGGAGCCCCUCUCUUGGAAGAGGAGACUCAAUAUUGCCUUGGAUGUUGCCAGAGGGAUGGAGUAUCUCCAUACUCUGGCUCACCAAAGCUUCAUUCACAGAGAUCUUAAGCCGUCAAAUAUCUUGCUUGCUGAUGAUUUCAAAGCAAAAGUCUCCGAUUUUGGGUUGGUAAAACUUGCUCCUGAAGGGGAAAAAGCAUCUGUAGUGACCCGGCUUGCAGGGACGUUUGGAUAUUUGGCGCCAGAAUAUGCAGUGACAGGAAAAAUCACUACCAAAGCAGAUGUUUUCAGUUUUGGGGUUGUGCUAAUGGAGUUGUUGACUGGAUUAAUGGCACUUGAUGAGGAUAGACCUGAGGAAAGCCAAUACUUGGCAGCAUGGUUCUGGCAUAUAAAAUCAGAUAAGAAGAAACUAAUGGCUGCUAUCGAUCCUGCCCUUGAUGUAAAAGAAGAAACAUUUGAGAGCGUCUCCAUCAUUGCUGAGCUAGCAGGGCACUGCACUGCAAGAGAACCAAGCCAACGGCCAGAUAUGGGUCAUGCCGUGAAUGUGUUGGCACCGCUUGUCGAAAAAUGGAAACCCUUUGAUGAUGACACCGAGGAGUAUUCCGGCAUUGAUUAUAGCCUUCCCCUUAACCAGAUGGUGAAGGGAUGGCAAGAGGCAGAAGGAAAGGACUUAAGUUAUAUGGACCUUGAAGACAGUAAGAGUAGUAUCCCUGCAAGGCCUACUGGAUUUGCAGAUUCUUUUACUUCUGCUGAUGGCCGGUGAAACAAAUUGUUUGGUGUACCCGUUUUCCUUUUGAUUUUCCAAUAGAUGUAGAUAGAUAGCAUGCUCUUUUCUUUCUGUCUGUCUUAAUUGGCAAAGUGUCUAGUGCCAGUGUUAUAAUAGUGUUUGAGUAAAGAGAUUUCACAUGCACUUGAAAUCUCAGUUGCAUGCUUUGUAUUUUCCACCAAGACAUUUAAGUGUUAAUGGUUGUAGAUAUUGCGCCACGAUCAAUCAUCAAUGAGAAUGCUUGUUUUUUUGUUCAUUCA